Molecule: messenger RNA, 744 nt
Organism: Necator americanus (New World hookworm)
Lineage: Eukaryota; Metazoa; Nematoda; Chromadorea; Rhabditida; Ancylostomatidae
Exons: 3
Coding region: 1-744 (247 amino acids)
Source: RefSeq, a predicted model, not a curated record
AUGAAGAAUCUGAAUGAAGACUCAGGGUCGACGGGAACUACUAAAGUCAUCCUCUCUAAGUUCCCUAAGCGCACUCGGGAGAAAGUUGGCGAACUGAAGAAGAGGGGAGAUCCUAUUUGGACAGUGGAAGAUUUGUUGAAUGCCCUCGACACAGUCGUGGGACAGCUCGAAGUGAUAGAAGACACUGAUCCAAUAAAAGAUCCUCCUUGUUCCAUCGCUUCUUUGAACCAUCCAAGUUCACACUCUCCAAUCAGACGCUCAGGUAGACCCAGAUCUCCAUCUCGCUACGCGGAUUAUCAGCCAUGGUAUAGAUCACCACCUGGCAGAAGCUGUGUUAGCCCUGGUUCUUCACCUGAGCAGUGUCACGAUGCAGCGGUAUGGGAAAAUCCCAUUAUAGUAGACGCCGAUACCAUCAGGCGAAAAGAUGAGAAAGUUAGGGUCGUGAGCGAUUCUAUCCACGCUCAAUAUCCUCAGAAGUCCUAUCAUCCACAGUUACGCGCUAGUAAGGUUUCGGCAGAUUGUCACUCAGAAGAUCAACGUGGCAGAUUCCGUGCAAGGGAUUGGCCCUAUCUCAUAAUACAAGCUAUGGAAGACGGAAUAUCAGGAUCAGAACAAGCAGUAACGUCCGACAUAAUAGUAGUAUAUGGCUCAAUUGAACAUCCUAACCCUUUGGAGGUCACGACAGAGGACCAUGACAGAGGAUGUCAACUCGAUCAAUUAUACCAUACACUCAUUGACACAUAA